AUGGCCGGCGUCGAGGCCGCGGACAAGGAGCGGCAGCAGGUCCAGGCGACGUUCAGCGUCUUCGACGCGGACAACAGCGGCGCGAUCGACGUCGGCGAGCUCGAGGGCCUGCUCAAGGAGCUGUGCAUCCCCGUCAAGGACAAGGACGAGCUCCACGCCAUCAUGACGGAGCUCGACGGCGACGGCUCCGGCGACAUCGACUUCCACGAGUUC
This is a messenger RNA of Aureococcus anophagefferens, 213 nucleotides long. RefSeq lists its product as hypothetical. The record is from RefSeq and is a predicted model, not a curated record. The transcript has a single exon. The annotation marks the transcript as partial. NCBI's taxonomy places the organism in Eukaryota, Pelagophyceae, Pelagomonadales, Pelagomonadaceae. Gene Ontology annotation, molecular function: calcium ion binding.